AUGGCUAGCAAGACUGCAAUUGUGACAGGUGCAAACACUGGAAUAGGCAAGGAGACAGCAUUAGAUUUUGCACAGAGAGGUGCCAGGGUCAUUUUGGCUUGCCGCAAUGAGGAGAAGGCCAAAGAUGCUGCAAGGGACAUUAUUGCUGAGACUGGAAGUGAUAAAGUUGUUGUCAGGAUUCUUGACUUGGCUUCUUUUAAGUCCGUCAGAGCUUUUGCUAAGCUCAUCAAUGAAACAGAAGAGAGGCUGGACAUUCUUGUACACAAUGCAGGGCUUUUUGAAUCUUACAAAGUGACAGAGGAUGGCUAUGAAAGUAGUUUUCAAGUGAACUACAUCAGCCAUUUUCUGCUCACUUUACUAGUGAUGGAGAAACUGAAGAAAUCAGCACCAAGUCGUAUUGUAAAUGUAUCAUCUAUUGGACAUGCCUCAAAAGGUGCAGCCUUCCAACUUGAUGACUUUAAACUUUCCAAAGACAAGUUUAAUGGAUUUGUUCGCUAUACUCAGGCAAAGUUAGCACAGGUUGUGUUUACCAAGGAGUUAAGCAAAAGAUUAGAAGGCACUGGAGUAACAGUAUAUGCCCUUCAUCCUGGUACUGUGAAGUCUGACAUCUGGCGAUACUGGCCAUUUUUGGAGAAACCCUAUAUGAAACCAUUAGUGCAGCUCGUGAUGUUCCUGCUUUUCAAAGAUUGCGAGCAGGGAGCACAGACAACAAUCUACUGUUCAGUCGCAGAAGAGCUGGAAGGUAUUUCAGGGCUUUACUACAGUGAUUGCCGAGUCAAGGAGUGCAAUCCACUUGCCAAAGAUCCCGGUUUGGGAAAGAAGUUGUGGGAUGUUAGCGAAAGGUUGACUGGAGAGAGCUGGACCAAUUAAAACUGAGAUAACAAUACAGUUUUAACAUAGUUAAAUUCCCAGUUUUUUCUUCUUGGCACAUUUUUUAAAGUACUUGUUUUAGAAAUCGAGAAAAUUCUUACCAGUACUCACUAUGUGGUCAGAAUGUAGCUUUGAUCCUGAGGUGCAAUAGCAGAUUAAUGAGAGACUCAUCAGCCUUUCGUGGUCAGCCCAAGGAGUAACUGCCUCCAAAUCCUGAUGUAGAGAUGGUGAUUACUUGAAUUGUUAGAAACUUGAAGUAUAUCUUAGUUUUAGUCAUUACGUUAAUAGCCCAUUUUAUUUAAGGCACUUUUAAGUAUCUUUGUAGUAUUAGCACAACAAUAUUCCGAGUUGUUGUGGUAUGGUGGAAACUCAAUCUUGUAUUUUAUUUGUUUCAAUUUAGUUAUUGCAAAAGAAAGAAAAAUGUGGCAAAGGUCCUGCUAUUUGCCUAUCCCUGAAGUAGCCAGCUGCUCACGGCAUCUUCAACUUUUCUGCGUCUUAUUACAGCAUACACAGGGAAGUUUGUAGAUGGGUCUGAAAGAUGUGAAAAAUAAACAUCCAUUCCCUGUAUAACUAGCUGAAGUUAAUUAUUUUCUGUCAUUAAUUUUAAUAUUUCAACAAGUCUUAAGGGAGCCUUCAUUUGUGCCUCUGUACCCACCCCACCCUGAGGAAAAAUGGGAGGGCUGCCUUUUUUCUGAUUUUCCUUUUUUUUGAGAGGGGGGGGGGGGUUCAGCUAAACAUAGACUACCUCAAAGAUGCUAUCAACCAGAUUGAUCACCAUUACCUACAGUUAAAACUUUAGCAGACAUCCUCGGGACUAUGAGUCUGCAGUAGGGAGUUUAAUGAAAAUGACCCAAUUUUUUUGUUGUAAAAAAUAUGGCCUGCCAUAUGAUGUAUACUGCUACCCUCUUAAGAUUUCCAGUGUGUUUUAAUUUCUAGUCCACAUUUACUGUGAUACAUAGUCAUACAACAUUACCUAGGGAGGGACUCCUGUGUGAAAAGGUCAAACUUAAUUUCAAGGUCAUUCAGUGUUAUUUCAUCAUGUAUGUGAUUUCACCAUCUGCUACUAGUAUGUGUUAUGUGGGAUCCAGGCAUUCUGUUUCAGAAAAACCAAAUAUCAAAUCCAGGAUUUGAAUAUCAUUUUCAUCACUAAUUUCCUGCUAACAAAACAAUGACAAAUGAAUCAAAGAAAACAAACUGAGGAAGACUUCUGUUUUUGUGGCAGCUCUGAAAAGAUCCGUUUUCAACAGCUCCACAAAGAGCUGUUCUAAAUUUUCCUUGAAGUUUUUCUACGGGGGAGAAAGACCCUAUUUAUAAGUUUCUGAUUUUACUAGAGCAAUGGGGCUGGCGAUCUAGGUCAUAGAAUUAUAAAAGUAACAAAAAAUAUGUUUGUUUCAGUUUUAUAAGUAAGCUGUCUGUUGUACUGAACUGUUACAUUGCAUUCAAAUCGUUGAUUAAUUAUUACUGUACAUUUCGCUUGGGUUCCCUAUAGUAAAUGUUGUAUUAGAAUUAACGGUUGCAUUAUUAUUUUUUGAAAAUAUCAAUUUUAAAUCCACUGUCCAAUAUUCCUCAGUCCACACCUUUCAAUAUUUUGCCGAGGAGCUCAUUUCCGGUUCGCUGGAUCAUUUCCGGUCCCGCGAUCGUUUGGGGCCCGGGGCUCCUGCCGGGAUGGUUUGCAGAGUCAUUCUCCGCCAAUCUUCAUAUAACCCGGAUAUAAAUAUGGCAAUCACUCUUGUUCUUAGCGGUAUUUUCGUUUCGCUCUCUUGCUUCCUUAAAGUGACGCUUGGAGAAGAGAUAGCAGGAGGUUUGUUUUCAUGUCAAUGAUUCUUUUAUGUAUUCUUGUUGGUUUAUUUCCAUGAACGCUUAUGCUUUUGUUUGUGCGGCAUAUGGGAAAUCAAAACAAGGAUUGCGAAAACCCUAAAGUCUAAAAACAGAGGAGACGCUGUGCCCUCUUUUCUAAUGCAUUUCUUCAUGUAUUUGUUAGUGUGCAGUGUGUUUGUGAGUGUCGGGUUCGUUGUGAUCUGUUUAUUGCGGUUCAUUGGGAAGA
Messenger RNA from Orbicella faveolata, 2914 nucleotides. Its product is annotated as retinol dehydrogenase 13-like. The record is from RefSeq and is a predicted model, not a curated record. NCBI's taxonomy places the organism in Eukaryota, Metazoa, Cnidaria, Anthozoa, Scleractinia, Merulinidae.